Solanum stenotomum is the source of this 489-nucleotide messenger RNA. Its product is annotated as gibberellin 20 oxidase 1-D-like. NCBI's taxonomy places the organism in Eukaryota, Viridiplantae, Streptophyta, Magnoliopsida, Solanales, Solanaceae. Gene Ontology annotation, molecular function: gibberellin 20-oxidase activity. Gene Ontology annotation, biological process: gibberellin biosynthetic process; response to light stimulus; flower development. Bases 1 to 489 code for a protein of 162 amino acids. The transcript has a single exon. The record is from RefSeq and is a predicted model, not a curated record.
AUGACCACUUAUAGUAUAAUCACAAAUGAAACAUCACCUAUGCUUGGUGAGGAAAAACAAUUGAAUUUUCAUGUAUCCCAUCUGAAAAAUGAUUCCAACAUUCUCAUACAAUAUAUAUGUCCGGAUGGCGAGAAGCCUUGCGUUGUAGCACAAGAACUUCAUGUUCCCCUUAUUGACUCAAGGGGUUUCUUUUCUGCUGACCCUGUUGCCGCCCAACAAACAUCUAGGCUUGUUGGUGAAGCGUUCAGGAGUCAUGAUUUCUUUCUUGUAGUGAACCACAAAGUUGAUUCUAAUCUCAUCUCUAAUGCUUAUCGUUACGUGGACAUGUUCUUUGACAUACCUCUUUGUGAAAAGAAGAAAGCUCAAAGGAAAAUUGGUGAACAUUGUGGUUAUGCCAGCAGCUUUAAUGGAAGGUUUUCUUCAAAACUUCCUUGGAAAGAGACACUCUUUACGAUACUCUACUCAAGAAGGCUAAUCUCACAUAGUUGA